Molecule: messenger RNA, 1132 nt
Organism: Filobasidium floriforme
Lineage: Eukaryota; Fungi; Basidiomycota; Tremellomycetes; Filobasidiales; Filobasidiaceae
Exons: 5
Coding region: 101-1132 (343 amino acids)
Source: RefSeq, a predicted model, not a curated record
GUCCUAUUCGUCGCCCGCCUCACCCAGUCCGGUCAACCCUCCUCCCUUUGAGAUCUACCUACCUACCCGCUUGUUACCAUACCCUCAAACAUACCACAAUAUGACAGAAAGACCCAUCCUCCGUACAUCUCAAUCAUCACCAGGAAACUCUCCCGGUCCAUCCCCGUCUCUCCGACCGAGCAUCAUCCAGCAAUCGAGCUACAGCCACCGAACACCCAGUCCUCACCCCACGUCACCGGAGCUCACCUCUCCUCCCCUCUCCCCUCCAACCGGUGCACCUAGAGUGUCCUUUCCUUGGGUACCGACUCGACAACGAUCGACCUCGAACGACCACGAACACCUCUCGAUGAACAACGCCGGAUUACAAUCUGCCUUCGCUCAUCGACCCGAAUCGGUGCACACCGAGGCGGGGACCACCAUCGGUCCCGAAUUCGGGUACACACGGAAAGUAGGAUUCGAGACGUUCGACAACCCUAUCAAAGAGUCGGCUCUGUUCAGCUAUACGCUACAAACCAAAUCCGAUGCCUACCGCCGGACCCGCAACACCCGGGUCUUCAUGGUAGCCGUCUCCCCCGACGAAUCCGGUUCUGAAGCCCUCGAAUGGCUCAUGGAGUCCCUCAUCGAGGACGGAGACGAGGUCGUCGCCGUCCGUGUGAUCGAGCUGGACGAGGGGGAAAAGGCGAGCAAGGAAGCGCAGGAGGAGUUUAGGGAGGAGGCUGGGGGAUUGUUGAGAAAGGUUUUGGAGCUGAAUGACGAGGUCUCGGAUCGACGGAUCUCCGUGAUUGUCGAAUACGUAGCGGGCAAGGUCACUUCCACAUUGAUGCGUCUCAUCUCGCUCUAUCGACCGGAUUCCCUGAUUGUAGGAACGAAAGGAUCUCGAUCUACGUUACAGAAAUUCGGAGCGGCACUCGGUGCACCAGGGAUGGGAAGCGUCAGCAGGUAUUGCGUCUCCCACAGCCCCGUACCCGUCAUUGUCGUUCGCCCCGAACGCAAGGUGAAAAAGACUCUUGCAAAGAGGCAGAACGACCCGAAACGGCAGAAAUACAAGGCCAUGGUAGGCAGCGAGGCGCUCGGGCUGAGGAGGAGCCGGAGUGCCGAGAGUCGGGAACGAGGAGGUGCCCUGUCCGAAUGA